AUGCUGAGCGGAAUCCAAAAAAAUCCGCUUCUUCAUCGGCCUGAUGAGGAGGAACUUGGAAUGGCCAAUUCCAAAAAACCGAAGCCCAUCGGAGGCACUCCAGAGACUAGACAGACCGUCACCAACACCGGGGCCACCACCCUGAGUGUCAAGAACGUCGCCGAAGCAGCUUCCGGAUCAGGACAGCGCCGUGCCGCUUACAACAACAAGUUGGGCCUGAAAGCCAUGCAGGCCGCAGAGCAACAGGCCCUCGCUGAAGUACAGACAGAGGAACAAGACGAAGAUAUGUCGGAAGCAGGAGAGACCGACAACCGGAUGGAAGUCAAAAGCACCAAGGAACGUCUCUUGGUGGCAACAGCACCUGCGGACAGUAUCUAUGGAGACAUCCACGCGGAGAGGCUGAAUAAACUGAGAGUGAUCUUGCUCACGGACAGGAUCAACUGCAUCGAUGGACCGGCUAGGGCCAAAGAUCAAAAUGGAGAGACGGUCGUCAGCGAGGAACUCGAGGACGGCACCACGACUGAGCAACAACUAUUCACAAGAAUGGAUAAUACUCGACGAGUGGCGGAACAGGAGAGAACUGUGGAAGUGUACGGACUGCACCCCCGUACGGACGAUUUCCACAUCAAAUCGGCGAUGUCCCAGUUCGGAGACAUUGAAAAGAUCAGCACACGCCCGUGCACCAAAGAGCGUUUGAACAUCAAAGAGCACAUCAAAGCAGUGAAGGAAUACCAAAAGGGUGGUGCAUUGAAAGUUACAAAACAGCAAUCGUUUGCACAGAUCGCGAGCGGCAGUGGAACAGGAACAAACCAGAAGGAUGGACAAAAUGGACGGACCCAGCAACAGCAGCAACAGCAACAGCAGAAACAGCAACAGCAACAGCAACAGAAGAAUCAGGGACAGCAAGGAGUGGAUGACAGGUUGAUUACCGCAUUGGUGAAUCUACAGGAAACGAUUACAAGGAUGGACGAGAGACAGAGAGAAUUAACUGAGCAGUGUUCAGCACUCACAGCCAUUGUGCUGCACAUGAUGCAGGAGAACAAAGCCAGCGCGGUCCCUAAGGAAAUGCUGCAGGCUGCUGGACUAAGCACGGAGUUGCACAGGAACAUCAUAAAAACGGACAAAGGCAAAGGAAAGGCAGUGGACACAGGCAUUCCAGGAACACAUGUCAGUAUCGACAGCCUGUUGGUGGACAGGCUGUUAGACGUCAAGCACGACGACGCUAAUGGCACUCUAUCAGAUCACAAGAUGGUCACUGCCAUCAUGUCGGUCCAAGGGCUCAUAACUGCAUCGUCGGACCCAUUCAAGUACAAGGAGCCAAAAGGAUUUCGAUUCCAAUUCCGUGAUACGCAGGCCGAGCAAUUGAAAGCAUUUGGGGAAGCGCUGUCGCUGAAACUAUCAGACUGGAGCCAGAUGCGGGAGUACGGACUCAAGGAACCCGCGAUAGGCAUGGAGAACAACGGGGUGGAAGAUCUGCGACGGGUGGACAUAGAAAAGGCAUGGCGUGAAUACUCAAAGACCUUGAUUCAAUGUGCAAAAGACAACCUUCCAGGAAAAAUCGUAGGCCGAGCUGGUUUGAAACCAGAAAGCGAACUCUCAGUGUUGCACCUUGUCCGUGACUUAGGCAGGAUGAAAAAACUGGCAAGGGCGAUUAUGCAGCGGCGCCAAUUCGACCUAGAGGACGACGCACGAGGAAGGCUAAUUGAAGAACAAACAAGAUUUAAUGAACACGCCAGGUGGUUACGAGUGGCUGCAGAGCGAGAGAUAGACGACAUGGAGGAGGUACCAGGAUGGAAUGAAAGCGAGGAGAAGUGGUCGACGUGGUUUAGCGGGAUUAAAAAAAAGGUGAACGAGAACACUGCAGGAGCUGCAGACUGA
Molecule: messenger RNA, 1878 nt
Organism: Gamsiella multidivaricata
Lineage: Eukaryota; Fungi; Mortierellomycota; Mortierellomycetes; Mortierellales; Mortierellaceae
Exons: 4
Coding region: 1-1878 (625 amino acids)
Source: RefSeq, a predicted model, not a curated record